Messenger RNA from Sitodiplosis mosellana (orange wheat blossom midge), 3207 nucleotides. RefSeq names its product procollagen-lysine,2-oxoglutarate 5-dioxygenase (gene Plod). The record is from RefSeq and is a predicted model, not a curated record. The transcript has 11 exons. Gene Ontology annotation, biological process: peptidyl-lysine hydroxylation. The coding region runs from base 745 to 2949 and encodes 734 amino acids. Gene Ontology annotation, molecular function: procollagen-lysine 5-dioxygenase activity; L-ascorbic acid binding; iron ion binding. Gene Ontology annotation, cellular component: endoplasmic reticulum. Lineage: Eukaryota; Metazoa; Arthropoda; Insecta; Diptera; Cecidomyiidae.
UGUGUAUAGAAUAUAUCGUUGCAUAUGACAUUCCGAAACGUCAUUCUUCUAUGUUGUUUUUUCAUUCAUUCUGCAGCGACGGCUGCUGUGCUCUUCUUCUCGGUCACAGCGUUUAAUUUCUGCUCUCUUUUCUUUGUUUUGUUGAUACAUUCGCCAUCAUUUUCGUACACACAGCACACGCGACUUUUUAAUGAAGUGAGUUGAUGACUCGGAAAGCGUCGUGGAAACAGCGAUAGCAUAGAACGAAAUACAAUCGCAUGAAGAAAUGUGAACUUAUAUUUAAAUUUAUUAUCAUCAUCGUUUACACAUACAUUCAGCUUUCUUAGAUUUUUCAACUCGUAAACAUAAACGAAUUUCAUGGACUAAAAAUAUACAGUCGCGUAAUGAGUGUGUGUAUUUGAGUUGUGAUCAACUACAUUUAUAGCAAUUAAAAAUGUUUGGACGAAAAAUUCAGUUUAUAUUCUUUCGUCAGCUUUAGUUUCUUUGCAACGUUCUAAUGGUUCGCACAGACGGAAAACUGAUCAUACGAAAAAUUGUGUGAAGUAAUUUGAAUGGAAAUUGCUUGUGUGUUUGUUGGGUUUUUUUUUCGGUGUCAUUUUGAAAGUGAAAUAAGAACCGGCAAAUAAGCAACUUAAUCGGUUUGCACGCGACAUAUUUUGUACCAUUUACGUAUUUGUAUUUAAAUGCAAUUCAGUAGAAAUUGUAUUAGCUAAUUCUUCGAUUUGGUUUGAAUGUGCCAGCAAAAUGGUGUGCACCACACGAUUUGCAUUUCUUAUUGGAGCCAUACUUUUAGUAUUAAAUGAUGUGAUAAACGCAAACAGCAAUGAAAUUGUCGACAGUGAUGUAGGAGAGCUCGAUGUGAAAGUGUUCACCGUAGCAUCGGAAGACACUGAAGGAUAUUUACGAUACAUUCGAUCGGCCAAUUACUACAAUGUAGAGGUGGAAACAUUGGGUAUGCAUGAAGAAUGGCAAGGCGGGUCCAUGGAGAGCUAUGGCGGAGGAUAUAAAAUUAAUUUGUUGCGUGAAGCACUUGAACCGUACAAAAAUGACGACCAAAAAAUUAUUUUAUUUACUGAUAGUUACGACGUGCUGUUCACUACCACUAUCGAUGUCAUAGUGCACAAAUUCAAGAAAUUCGAUGCCCGUAUCUUAUUCGGAGCAGAAAAGUAUCUGUGGCCUGAUACAACUGUGGAGCAUUUGUAUCCAACCGUUUCGAAACACUUGCCAAAAUAUUUGAACUCGGGACUGUUUAUGGGUUAUGCAUCGAAUGUGUAUGAAAUGUUGAGCAUACCAGUUAAAAAUAAGGACGACGAUCAACUUUACUACACCAAAGCAUUCUUAGACGCAAGCAUUCGCAAAAAGUUACAAAUCAAACUGGAUCACGAGUCGGAAAUCUUCCAGAAUUUGAAUGGAGCUUCGGGUGAUGUUCGAGUACAGUACAACGAAGCCACUGGCGAAUAUUUCAUUAAAAAUAUUCAAUCCGAUUCGACACCAAGUCUGAUCCAUGGAAAUGGACCGAGCAAAAUAUUGUUGAACAAUUUCGGUGGAUAUGUGGCCGGUGCCUUCAAACACAACGAAUGCCAACUCUGUCAAGAGAAUAAAUUGGACUAUUCAGAGAAACAAGAAGACUUGCCAAAAGUUACCAUUGCAGUUGCCAUUCCAAAUGCAACGCCAUUCCUUGAAGAGUUCUUCGAUUCCAUUUUGGCACUGGACUAUCCAAAGGAGAAGCUAAACAUUUUCAUCUAUAAUAAUGUACAAUACCAUGAUGAAUUGGUGCAAACCUUCCUCGAGACUCAUGGCGCUACAUAUGCAGGUACAAAACAAAUCAAACACACUGAUUCGUACAAGGAAGCAAUCGCCCGCAAUUUGGCAGUGAACUAUGCCGAACGUGAAAGAAGCGAUUAUUUGUUUGUUGUCGAUGCUGAAGCCCACAUAGAUAACCCAUCUACCCUGAUCCGCUUGGUUGAGCAAAAUCGUAAUGUAAUUGCACCGGUGAUGACGCGUUACGAAUCGUCGUGGAGCAAUUUCUGGGGAUCAUUGAGUGAGAAGGGUUUCUAUGCACGAUCGCAUGACUACAUGCAAAUUGUCAAAAAUGAAAUUCGCGGUUUAUGGAACGUUCCAUUCAUUUCAUCGUGUUACCUGAUCAAAAAAGCAGUCUUCCCGAAAAUCACCUACGCCGAUGAUGAUGUCGAUCCGGAUAUGGCCAUGUGCAAAAAUCUACGAGCUCAGCAAAUUUUCUUGUACGUUUACAAUGCAGAAUAUUACGGUCAUUUGGUGAACAAUGAAGACUAUAACCCAGCGUUGACAAACCCAGAAUUCUACAUGUUGAUUACAAAUCAAAUGGAUUGGGAGAACCGAUACUUACACCGUGACUACAUCAAUCAAUUGAAACCGAAUCAAACAUAUAAGCAACCGUGUCCCGAUGUCUAUUGGUUCCCAGUUGCUAACGAACGUUUCUGCGAUGAUUUGGUAAAAAUUGUCGAAACCUUUGGAAAAUGGUCCGAUGGUACGAAUCACGAUGAACGCUUGAAUGGCGGCUAUGAAGCAGUUCCAACACGUGAUAUUCACAUGUCGCAAGUCGGUUUGGAAAAUGUCUGGUUAACUUUCCUAAACAAAUACGUGCGACCAUUACAGGAGGCAGUUUUCAUGGGCUACUAUCACAAUCCAGUACGAUCAAUUAUGAAUUUCGUUGUGCGCUACAGACCAGAUGAGCAGCCAACAUUGCGACCACAUCAUGACUCAUCCACUUAUACCAUCAAUAUUGCAUUGAACACUGUUGGAGUUGAUUACGAAGGUGGUGGAUGCCAUUUCUUACGCUAUAAUUGCUCGGUGACAGCAACACAAAAAGGAUGGAUGCUUAUGCACCCCGGACGCCUGACACACUUUCACGAAGGCUUGAGAACAACGAGUGGAACUCGUUAUAUUAUGAUUUCCUUCGUCGAUCCAUAGACUAAUUCAAUUGAUAGCAGUAAUAACACGCUCGUAUUUUUCUUAAAUUUCGAUGUACAAAUGAUUUUAAAUUAAGAAGAAGAAAAUGAAAAAAUCCAAUCCAAUCCAAUCGAAUAUAAAUUUUUCGAUGAAAUUUACCGUUUUUAUUCACGUAAACUGUCAAUGACUAUAUUUGUAUGAAAGGAAUUUUCGUGUGUUUUACUGUAAAAUUAUGAUAUUUUUCAAUUAAAGCUAUUUCAAUUAAGAACUUUCGAAAAA